Schistocerca nitens (vagrant locust) is the source of this 3399-nucleotide messenger RNA. It is a transcript of the gene sky, whose product is annotated as GTPase-activating protein skywalker. Bases 283 to 2064 code for a protein of 593 amino acids. The record is from RefSeq and is a predicted model, not a curated record. NCBI's taxonomy places the organism in Eukaryota, Metazoa, Arthropoda, Insecta, Orthoptera, Acrididae. The transcript has 13 exons.
GCGGGUUAGGCUGCGUAAACAAAUGCGGCUAGUCAUGUAUAAGCUCGUGAUCUCGGAAGGGUAAUGGCGAUUGUUGACUUCGUUUCAGUGAAUUGUUGCAAUUUAAUUAUUCUUUGUGACUGUAGUGCUGCCUUAGUUGAUUAAGAAGUGACAGCUAGUUUUGUGUCACGGACAGUUAUACUUGUGAAGAAAAAAUAUCCAAGAAGAGCAAGUACGAAAAUUACAGAGAUGAUUCAAGACUUGACGUGAGUUGGCAGAGCCACUGUGAGCUCAUAAGAAGUGAUGCCCAAUAUGCUGUCAGUGCUUGAAGAAGAGGGAGACAUCUAUGAGGGUUUCCAGCCUCAUGUAGACACUAGUAGCAUACCACUCCAAGCUGAUAGCCCAAACAAGAAGCCAGCAUUAAAGACAUACAAUGACAUACACAGUUUACUGCAGCUGGGUAGAAAAGGAGAAGUAAAGCAAAUUAUUCGCGAGAAUGCAUGGCCUAUCAAUAGCACUAUACGCUCACAGCUGUGGCCAACUCUUUGUCAGCAACAUGGAUCAGACAGGUCAAUGCAAGAGGGCUUUUAUUGGGACAUGGUUAAUCAGCUAUUUGGUACUACGGAACUCCCAGACAGGCCUAUACUGCUGCCUACUUUUGUAGACAGUAGCCAUUGUAUGGCAUACCAUUUGACAAGGAAAGGACGCGGUGUUGUGGACAGAGUUGUGUGUGUUGUAGGCUAUGCGUGCCCAGACAUUACGUUUAGCCCAGCUUUGUAUCCAGUUACUGCCAUUUUGCUGCACUUCAUGACUGAAGAAGAGUGUUACAACUGCAUAACCAGCCUUAUUGCUUCAAAAAACAAGAUGUUCAUGACACAAACUAAACAGUUGUAUGAAGUAACCUGGCGGACAGUCAUGCAGAUUACAAAAAAACAUGUGAAAGGUGCUGCUGUUCAUCUUGCUCGACACUGCCCUGAUGCACAAUCUGAACGCAUAUAUUCAAAUUGGUUGUGGUGGAUACUGCAGGGGAUUCCAUUCAACCACUUGGUGCGUGUAAUGGAUUGUUUCUUAAAUGAAGGUAUUAAAGUGCUGUACCGUGUGGCAAUGGCUCUUCUGCUGCUUUUCUACAAAUACUCUGCUCCUCAAAACUCUGAGUGGAUGAAUCAGAUACUGAAGCAUGGAAUUGAAACAGCAUUUAUGAAUUUCUGCAAGCACAUACCGGUGACUCCUGCAAAAAUGUUAAGGACAGCAUUUGGUGUUCGAGGGCUUAGUUCAGCAUAUAUAUCAAAAGUAUUUUUGAAGACAGAAAUGAUUUUGAAAAGUAAAUCUGUUCAGAGCAGUUCCCGCCAACUUGUGAGGUCACGUUCCAGUGAGAACUUGCCAACGAGUCAGUCUCAAGUUAAUAUUCAAAUGAUGUCCCAUACGCUUACUAUCAGAGAGGGAUCUCAUUCACCUGGUGCUCGGGUCCCUUCUAUGGGUGUUUAUCCCAUAUAUAACAUCAGAUCUCAUGUAUUAGACCAAGAUGAAGGUGCUGAAAACAGCAGGAACAUGCAGCUCAUUACUCUGUGGUCUUGGCUGCCAGUGAGAAUAACAAUGUACCAGCCAGUUCUUUUAUACACUACAGAGGAACAUGGUUGUAGCCUAACUACCUUCUUCGUGCGUGUGGAACACCAUGAACCCACACUUCUGAUGAUAAAGACUUGCAACAAUGAGGUGUUCGGAGCAUAUUGUUCAACUCGGUGGUAUGAGCGAAAUCUCAAAGAUAAUCAUGGCAACAGGCAAGCCUACUUUGGGACCGGUGAGACUUUUCUUUUUAGUUUAUAUCCAGAACGUGCCAAAUACCCAUGGGUAGGCAUGGAUUGCAGUAAUGGAGAUCCUAAUAUUGACCAUUCAGCAGAGCUCUUCAUGGCUGCCGAUUCAAAAAUGUUAACCAUUGGUGGAGGUGAGGGACAAGCCAUUUGGAUGGAUGAAAAUAUUCGCUUUGGCAAAACAGAUCGUUGCCUCACAUUCAACAAUCCUCCCUUGUGCGCCAGUGGGGACUUCGAAAUAAGAGUGCUUGAAGUUUAUGGGUUUUCUGGAGCCUGAAUGUUUUAAUGUUCUUUGAUCUCAGGUUAUAGAAAUUGUUUGUACAAACUAUUGUGUAAAUGUUGCAUUCCACAGACAGUGAAAUGGUACAUAUUUCUUAUUUAUUAUAAGAAAAUUUCCCAGUUUUAGUUAUUACCCUGGGAGUCUGUUUCAACAUUAAACCUAUAGUGAAUUGUUAUAUGGCCAUUACUUAUGACCUCUUUUGUAACAUAUGUUUCAUAAUUUAAAUUAUUGUUUUGUAAUUGUUGCAGUUGGUAGUGUUGUUAGAUAUUUCUGUUGCUGUAUUGUUUAUCCAUACAAUUUUUAUGCGUGUUAUUCAGUUAUUUUAUUGAUGAGCUUUCUAUUUGGUGUAAAUGCUUUGUACAUUUUUUCAUAGACUGUUUACAUAUUUGUGUAUCUAUAAAUAAUUUAUUGUUAUGUUACACAGCCACGCUUAUCGAUUGAAAUAUUAUUAUUUUUUUUAGAAAAAAAUAAUAAGAUAUAUGUACAGUUCAGCAGCAGUUCAAUGCUGUGCAAGAUAAUAUAUGUUUAACACUGGUAUAUUAUGUGACCAUUGUGUUUUUGUGUGCUUGAGAUUGGCAUGAGAGAGAGAGAGAGAGAGUUAUUUAAGGGUGUGUGUCUCCCUGCAAUAAUGUAGCACUAAUAGAACACCACCAUUCAAGUUGUGACUGGGACAGUGUAGUGUCUUUAUGUAUUGCCUAUAAUUGCUUGGGUAGUAUGCACCUAAGAAUGAUGUAGCUAACUGUCAUAUAUUUUUUAUAAAUGUUUUAGUACUACAAGUAGUGUGAAUCAAAUGAAACACUAUAACUUUAAUUGCAAAUUUCAUUUCCACUGGGUGCACAAAUCAAGUAUGUCAUGCUAAUGAGUUACCACAAUAUAAGAUCAUUAUUUUCUUACUGGAUUCAAUUUAUCAAACAAAAUCUCUCAAACAGUACAAAAUUAAUUGUAAUGAGUUAAUUAAUGUUAUUACUUAAUUAGAAUGAAGAGAGAGACUGUAAGCAAACAAAAAAGGUAAGAUGAAACUAUGAAACAUUUACUAUUUGUUGCUGGAAUUUGCCUCGAGUUAGUAUUAGUUCAUAUUUUGGAACGAGCAGUCACUUAGCGCCUACUAUUGUUUUAGUGCUUAAAUCAACUGUUUUCUGUGAUGUGACUAUUUUCUGUGAAAUCCAUUCCAAAAGAAUUCUGAUUAACAACAGAAUACCAGAUAAAAAUGUGGAAAGGCUCACAAAAAGUUAAUAAAAUAAGAACAGCAUGGUUCUGUGGGAUCAUUUUCUAUUUUAUGCAGGACAAUUUACCUAUUUCUGUUUAUUUACCAAAUUCUCCAUAUUUGUCAAA